UGGCAAAGGAAGAAAAACCAGCGGCUUGCGAUUAAUCCCGUCAAUUUCUUCUCUACGCGGACACUUGCCCUCCCACGGAGCCAGACGACGCCGAUUAUUUUGGGCGAAAGAGGGAGAGGAACCGGCAGGCUUCGAGUUUUGGCUCUCGAAGCGAAGCCUCGGUUGGAGGUACUCAAUUGAAGGCUUCAAUCGGGUUCUCUCCGUUUUACUUGCGAUUCCAUGGGAGUGUCACCAUCCAAGGAAGAAUUGGUCUACCAGCAGGUCGGCUAUGGCAACGUCGAGGGGAUUAGGGCGCUUCGCAGCCAAGGUGCUGGGCUUGAGUGGAUAGAUAAAGAAGGGAAGACCCCUUUGAUCGUCGCAUGCUUGAGGCAUGAUCUCCUCCCUGUUGCCGAAGCUCUGAUUGACUUGGGUGCCAAUGUCAACGCUUAUAGGCCUGGAAGCUAUGCGGGAACUCCCUUGCACCAUGCUGCAAAAAAGGGCUGUGAACAAAUGGUCCACCUCCUCCUUUCCCAUGGAGCAAAUCCUUGUGUCCUGAAUGAUGAUUGUCAUACUGCUCUUGAUUUGGCGAGAGAAAAAGGUCAUUUAAGAGUUGUCAGGGCCAUUGAGAGCCGAAUUUCUCUUUUCUCUGGAUGGCUGAGGGAGGCCUUUGGACCUGGUUUCUUAGAAACAUUUGCUCCACAACUACUGAUUCGUAAAAUUUGGGCUGUGGUUUUGCCAUGUGACCCUCGCAAUCCAAAAAAUCCUAGCAAGUUUGAGUUAGUUAUCUAUCCUGAUUUGCAGACUGCUAGGCCACGCUCUGUUGUUUCACUCUGGAAAGCUCACAUUGAAGAACCCAAGUUCAACCAAGUAGAUCCUGCUAUUGUCAUUGUUGAAAAAGCUACAAGAACACGGUAUAAGCUUUUCGCUGCAAAUGAAGGUGACAAACAACAAUUACAGUGGUUCUUGAGUGCAUGCCGAGGAAUUCCCCAGAUCACCUCUAUUGUACAGGUCACCUCUACUCUUCCAGAAAUGCAGAUAGGUGUUUCAAUUCCCAAUCCACCCCAAACAGUCUCGAACGUUUCGACACAAACAGCAGCUGCAACUAAACGUACUAAGGAAGAUAUAGAAAUGGAGAUGGCUAUAAAUGCCUCCAUACAGACGGCUAUGGCAGAGGGAAUGGCUCCUGUUCAAUCUAAUCCACAAACUAGCGAGACAAAUGGUUGGGGUUGGGGAACCAUUUCAGAAAAUACAGCUUACAAUGGUUUGGGUUGGGGAACCAUUUCAGAAAAUACAGCUUACAAUGGUUUGGGUUGGGGAACCAUUUCAGAAAAUACAGCUUACAAUGGUUGGGGCACGUCAGGCACCUCAAAUGUUAAUACUACUUCAAAAAUGAAUAGUAGAGUGCCUGUAAAUCAACCAAAUUCAACGAAUGGAUGGGCUGUGCCUGUGGUUCAAUCAGAUGCUUUGCCACCUCCUGUCCAGAACCUUGAACCACCAGUUAUUCAACCAUCUCAUGAAGCUCCUUCUGCACCUCCUAUAUCUGAGGACACAUUGUUUGAUUCCCCUAUCCACUACCCGUCCAUCGAUAGCAGCCCCAUCAAUAUGAGCAUGACAACCAUGGAGACUGUUCCUGGUAUCCCUGAAACUAAAGUUGCCGGUGCACCCUCCAAAACAGAAUCCAGUGGAGAAAAACCAGGCAGUAGUGGCACAUCUGGCUGUUGCGUUAUCUGCUUGGAUGCUCCAGUGGAAGGGGCAUGCAUUCCUUGUGGGCAUAUGGCCGGAUGCAUGUCAUGCUUAAGGGAGAUUGAAUCAAAGCAAUGGGGAUGCCCUGUUUGCCGUGCCCAGAUUGACCAGGUUGUAAGGCUCUAUGCUGUUUGAAGGAUCCUACGCUGUGAAUUGUGUUAAGCAGUCAAUCAGAGUUAUCAUGCCGUUUGUGAACAAAUAACUGAUAUUUAUCAUGUUCUGUAUGUCAAGCAUUUGGAGUUAUACUGAGUAAUAUUUUGGUUUAAAUGUUGGGCGCAAAACAAUAAGUGAUAUUGGUGGUGCUGUGGGCAGUGGAUAUUGGGGUUCUGAACAUGCUGUCAAUUAUUAAAAUAGUAAAUUAUGUUCAAGUUUAAA
Messenger RNA from Zingiber officinale, 2097 nucleotides. RefSeq names its product probable E3 ubiquitin-protein ligase XBOS34. Bases 220 to 1857 code for a protein of 545 amino acids. The record is from RefSeq and is a predicted model, not a curated record. Lineage: Eukaryota; Viridiplantae; Streptophyta; Magnoliopsida; Zingiberales; Zingiberaceae. Gene Ontology annotation, molecular function: protein binding. The transcript is spliced from 9 exons.